CGACGGAGCACAGCGACUUGCAGCCGUCCGCGCUGCCUCUGUGUGUUCAGCAUCGCUGCUCCAGGGCAACAGAGGGGGGCUGAGGGUCGCUGUUGCUGUGCCCCCUGCUCCUGGGACCUGUGCAACCGGGACCCCUGUCCCCAGAACCCCUGCUCCGUACUCCUGGGUCCAUUGUUCUCUGCUUGCCGGGUCCCCUCCUGGGACCUCCUCGUGUAAGCAGGAAUUCACAUUCUUGGGUCUUUCGGAGGGCCCAGCGCUAAGCGGCGGUGCUGCUGCUGCACUGUCACCCCGACGGAGCACAGCGACUUGCAGCCUUCCGUGCUGCAACAGAGGGGGGCUGAGGGUCGCUGUUGCUGUGCCCCCUGCUCCUGGGACCUGUGCAACCGGGACCCCUGUCCCCAGAACGCCUGCUCCGUACUCCUGGGACCAUUCUCUAUUUGCUGGGUCCCCUCCUGGGACCUCCUGGUCCCCUGCCCCCCCCCCCAACCACGAUUCGCGAUGGGACCCCAGGGCCGGGUGACGGGGAUCACUGUGCGAGACGUGAGGUUCCCCACGUCCCUGGAGCAGCACGGCUCUGACGCCAUGCACCGUGACCCCGACUAUUCGGCUGCUUACGUGGAGGUUCGCACGGACGCAUGCGGAGGCCUCUCUGGGUUUGGCCUCACCUUCACCCUGGGCAGGGGCAACGAGAUCGUCGUGUGCGCCGUGCGUGCCGUAUCAGACCUCGUCGUGGGCGAGCAACUUGAGCGAAUCUUCGAAGACUUUGGCUCCUUCUACCACCGCCUUGCCAACGACGGGCAGCUGCGCUGGGUGGGCCCGGAGAAAGGCGUCAUCCACCUGGCGGUGGCGGCCGUGCUCAACGCACUCUGGGACCUGUGGGCCCGGCUCGAGGGCAAGCCGCUGUGGAAGCUGCUGAGUGACAUGGAGCCCGAACAGCUGGUGUCCUGCAUCGACUUCAGCUACAUCACGGACGCGCUGACACGCGCCGAGGCGCUAGAAAUCCUGCGCAAGGGAAGGGUCGGCAGGGAGGCGCGGGAAAGCCAGCUGAUGGAAUCGGGAUUCCCGGCAUACACCACGUCCUGUGCGUGGCUUGGCUACCCAGACGCCGAACUCAGACAGCGGUGCACCGAGGCCCUGCAGGAUGGCUGGACAAGGUUCAAGGUGAAGGUGGGGAGCUCGUUGGAGGACGACGAGCGGCGCUGCCACAUCAUCCGAGACGUCAUUGGGCCCGACCGUACCCUGAUGCUGGACGCGAACCAGCGCUGGGACGUGCUGGAGGCCGUGGAGUGGACGCAGAAGCUCGCGAGGUUUCGGCCCCUCUGGAUCGAGGAGCCCACAUCUCCCGACGACGUGCUGGGUCACAAAUACAUCUCGCAGGCGCUGUCUGCGCUGGGGAUUGGCGUGGCGACAGGUGAGCAGUGCCAGAACCGCGUCGUCUUCAAACAGCUUCUGCAGGCAAAGGCGCUACAGUUCUGCCAGGUGGAUACGUGCCGCCUGGGCGGCAUUCCGGAGAUCCUCGCCGUGCUGCUCAUGGCCUGCAAGUUCCAAGUGCCCGUGUGCCCACAUGCGGGAGGCGUGGGGCUGUGUGAGCUUGCGCAGCACAUCAGCAUGUUCGACUUCCUCUCCGUGUCUACGUCGCUGGAGAACAGGGUGUGCGAGUACGUGGAUCACCUGCACGAGCACUUUGUGUUUCCUGUGCGCAUCCACAAGGCCGCCUAUAUGCCCCCCAUGGAGCCAGGCUACUCGACGGAGAUGCGGGAAGACUCUCUUCAAGAUUUUGAGUUCCCGGGCGGACGCGUGUGGCGGGAGCUCGCCAGCUCAGGGAAACAUUCGGUGGCAGCAGCGGUGACGGAGGGAGGCUCGUAGAGACGACAUUGCGAACAUCACAAACAUCGCAGAGCCAAACCAAAGCAACUACCCCUUCUGUGUGGCGCUUCUGCAAACAAAUAUUUCUGCUCCCGGCACAAAACACACAGUAUACCACUCACUAUGGCUGUGGCUUCUAAUCAUGUGCCUGCUCCAAUAUGACAGCAAACCGCAAAAAAUGGAUCUGUGAUUCUAACCAUUUUAUAAGCGGUGUCAUUGGGUAGCCCAGCACGAGUCCGCUUCGGAGCCGGUAUUCGGUCUCUGGUUUUCAAUCCCAGUCUUGAUAUUUAGUCUGUGGUUUCAUUUGCUCUCUGAUGUUUGGGGAGACCUUCAUCCAGCAGUGGAUAGAUCAUGUUUGCUGCUGAUGACGAUGAUCAUAAUGAUUUAAUCUAUGGUCACAAUAUUCAGUUUGCGGUAUUUGGAAUUCUGUCGCCGCUAUUCGGUCUCUGUGAAUUGACUGACCAAUUCACUUCAUGUAUAACGUCCAUGGAUAGUUUGUGUUAGGGUUGCCAGGUUCUAGAGACUGAGGAGGGAAGGAUGAGAUGGUGGGUUGAGUGCAUGGAGCAGGAUGGUCCAGUUAUGAAGUAGUCUAGGAUUUAACUUCGUCAUUAUCACUGCCAUCAAAUCAUUAUCGAGUUUAUUCCUGUGCAUCGCAGCCAUGCUACUGGUCCGAGUUAAACUUAGAGCGAUGAGGUGUGCUGGAGAGCCGCUUGUGAUGGGAGAGCAUCGUUGAGUUAGCGCCGUUUCUGAGGGGCAUGAGAAUACCUCCCACCACGAGGCAUAGAGAGGAGCAGAUCGCUGGGUUGGGAACGAGGUUUAGGUAUGACAAGAGGGUUCUGGUGUCCUUGGGGAUUCUGGCCCUGGGAAACAAUGAUUAUAUUAUUUUUAGAUCGCAUGAAUAAUGAAAAUAGAAAUUGUAGAAGAUGAACAAUUCCAUUUUCCAGCCGUAGCUGGGGUUGCAAUGUUCCACGUCCCCUUCCAAAGGUUUAUUCAAUUACGCGAUUCCUCUUGAAUAAAUGCGCUGAGUGGGGCCCGCACUUUCUCAUUACGCCGCCACAAUGGCUCCCGCAAUACAACAUUGUGUCGCGACGUGGCAUUUAUCGAGCAGAGGAGGCGCGCAAACGCCGCUCCGCUCCACUCCACCGAUGGUGACAAUCACUGCACCCGGUGAUUAAUGGAUGAAUGUCGUUCUGAAUUGACAGUCACUAUCUGGCAAGUAGCCGCCACUUUGUAGCCUAUACCACAGAAUCGGACAGGAACCUGUGGUCAUUCGCUUGAGGUGGUAAAUUUCGUUUAGGUCUCGUUUGAAAAAAUAUGUAUUUUUGCACUCUGACCUGGUUUUGAUUAAAAUAUAUUGAUUGUU
Petromyzon marinus (sea lamprey) is the source of this 3229-nucleotide messenger RNA. RefSeq names its product enolase superfamily member 1 (gene ENOSF1). The record is from RefSeq and is a predicted model, not a curated record. Lineage: Eukaryota; Metazoa; Chordata; Hyperoartia; Petromyzontiformes; Petromyzontidae. Gene Ontology annotation, biological process: amino acid catabolic process; carbohydrate catabolic process. Gene Ontology annotation, molecular function: magnesium ion binding; L-fuconate dehydratase activity.